Messenger RNA from Sciurus carolinensis (gray squirrel), 546 nucleotides. It is a transcript of the gene Rps27a, whose product is annotated as ribosomal protein S27a. The record is from RefSeq and is a predicted model, not a curated record. The transcript is spliced from 6 exons. NCBI's taxonomy places the organism in Eukaryota, Metazoa, Chordata, Mammalia, Rodentia, Sciuridae. Gene Ontology annotation, molecular function: structural constituent of ribosome; ubiquitin protein ligase binding; protein tag activity. Gene Ontology annotation, biological process: modification-dependent protein catabolic process; protein ubiquitination; translation. Gene Ontology annotation, cellular component: nucleus; ribosome; cytoplasm. The coding region runs from base 43 to 513 and encodes 156 amino acids.
CUUCCUUUCCAAUCCGCCAUCUGCGGUGGGACCACCGCCGAGAUGCAGAUUUUCGUAAAAACCCUUACGGGGAAGACUAUCACGCUCGAGGUUGAACCCUCGGACACUAUAGAAAAUGUAAAGGCCAAGAUCCAGGAUAAGGAAGGAAUUCCUCCUGAUCAGCAAAGACUGAUCUUUGCUGGUAAACAACUGGAAGAUGGACGUACUUUGUCUGACUACAACAUUCAGAAGGAGUCCACUCUUCAUCUUGUGCUAAGGCUUCGUGGUGGUGCUAAGAAAAGGAAGAAGAAGUCUUACACCACUCCCAAGAAGAACAAGCAUAAGAGAAAGAAGGUUAAGUUGGCUGUCCUGAAAUAUUAUAAGGUGGAUGAAAAUGGCAAAAUUAGUCGCCUUCGCCGGGAGUGCCCUUCAGAUGAAUGUGGUGCUGGAGUUUUUAUGGCCAGCCACUUUGACAGACAUUAUUGUGGCAAGUGUUGUCUGACUUACUGCUUCAACAAACCAGAAGACAAGUAAUGUGUAUGAGUUAAUAAAAGACAUGAACUAAUA